Paralichthys olivaceus (Japanese flounder) is the source of this 3445-nucleotide messenger RNA. Its product is annotated as differentially expressed in FDCP 6 homolog. The record is from RefSeq and is a predicted model, not a curated record. Lineage: Eukaryota; Metazoa; Chordata; Actinopteri; Pleuronectiformes; Paralichthyidae.
CGCCAUGUUGUGGAUCAGAACAAACAGCAGCAGCCUGUGACUCCUCUCUGAUCUCUCCUUCCUCUGAGGAGGUGGGCGGAGUGAGGGCGGAGUGAGGGCGGUGUGGUCCUGCGUGGCUCCCGUAGAUCAGGGCCUGGGCGUCGACACUGAGCUCCGUGGUGUUAUAUACAGUCUAUGUGUUGAACGCUGCUGCGUAGGAAUCAAACAGCGCGUCACAUCACCCAGAGAGCACGGAGGUGUCUCUUACAUAAACCGGAGGCUGAAUAUAAAACGAACAAGAUGCUCUCCGCCACGCUGGACACCAGUGCCUCUCCGAAGAAGCGGACGUUUUCUCGGGGGCUGAGCGAGGACGAGUCGCUCCGCAGCAUAAUCAAGGAGACGGAGAGUUCUUCCAGGCGUGCGACACGAAGCGACAGCCGUGCAGGCACCCUGAAGAGGAGGACUGACAGCCAGUCUGAGCAGGAUCUCCUCAUGGGACUCCCAGACAUGCUGGAGCUGCAGGCCAGCUAUGACGAGGUGGUGCAGGAGCUGCACGGGCUGGAGGUCGAGCGAGAGGCUCUGUUGUUCCAGGUGGACGUUCUGCAGGACACGCUGGAGGGUGUGGAAGAGCUGCUGGCUGAGGCCCAGAGGGAAGCUGGACAGGCUAGUUUGGAGUUGGAACAAGAGAAAGCGGCCAAGAGGAAGCUGGAGAGCAUGGUCAGCUCUCUGAUGCAAGAGGUGGAGAGAUUAAAAGAGGAACAAAUUAAAGCACCUGCUCAAGUGAACACUUAUGAAACUGAAGACGAGGCAAUGGAGCAAGGAUGCCAAAUGAAAAACCAUGAGGCCAACGAGCAGACUCAAGACUCAUGCAGAGAGGAAAUUGAUUUUUCCGCAUGUGAACCUCACAGCAGAGGCCAAGCUUCUGAGGAGGUGAAGCAGGGCGAUGGAGCAGGGGAUGAAGGAAGCCUCCUGACAAAGCUACGGAAGAUGGUCAACAAGCCUCUGGGCCACAUACCCUCUCUCGCACUGGACAACCCUCUCUCUGAAGACGGUGUCCUCUGGAGGCAUUCCGAAAACAGCAACGACAAUGGCCAAGAUGAGUUACCGGACACAAACGACUCAGACACCUUAAGUGCCUAUGAAGAUGCGUCUGAUGACACUCCAGAGCAGGACAGGAUCUUUCCAGGUGAUGGAGACUGUGUGGACCUGCCUGAUGAUUCAGAGAACAAAGAGCGAAGUCCAACCAACAAUGGUCAAGUCAACAACAGUGAGACCCAAGACCCCCAAAACCCUGAUGUCUGCAUUGUGUCUUAACUUUACCUGUUUUUAUCAAUGACUGGGGAAGAUGACAAAAAUUAUUAUUGAUCUAUUGGUGAAAUUGAAGAGCUCUUUGAUUCACAGUUUAACCAAAUCUGAUAUUCAUAUUCUUAGAAAAUUUUUGAGGCUAAUGGCAACAGCUAGGGUUGCCUUAAUUAAAGCUCCAAUGAUACAUCAACUAGUUGAUUGAAGAAAACUAACCUGAUUUCCGUACUUUUAAAAGCAAAAAUGCCAAAACAUUCACUGGUUUUAAGAUUUCUCAAAUGUGAGGAUUCACUGCUUUACUGUAUCUUUGGAAAAUUGACUACUUUUGGGACGAAAUGAGCUAUUUGGAGACAUUGUUCAGGCUCAUUAUAUUAGACCUUUUAUAGAUCGAUUGUAAUAAUUUACAGAUUAAUUAAGAAAGAAAAUAGUUGUUUGUUGCAGCUCUAGUUGUAAAACACAAGUAGAAAAGUAAGAUUCAGUUCCGAAAUUCAAAACAAAGAAACUCAGGAUUCAGGUGGUUUACCAGCCAGAACUCCACUCAUGGGUACUUAAUUUUUUUUACCACUGAUAUCUUUUUAAUGUCUUAUAUUUCUUUUUAUGCUGAUAAACAUGGAAAAUGCUCUAUGCUGCUUAGGGUUUUUUUUUUAGAAUGUGUGUUUGUACACUAACAGCUGCCAAGACAAAUCAGGAUUUCCCUGUAGACAAAAUACAGUGAACUAUGUAAGUGUGUGAACAGGGACUGAUGCUGUUAUGACUCCAAUCAUAACUGCACAUUUAAAAACACACGACUUUAGAGACAGUCUGAACAUUUAAACACUUUCAGCUUGUUACAGUUUAAUUUCAAAAUGGGAUGAGCCUUGGGGAAAAUGUCCAGAAAAUUUGGUGUGGAGUAUGCAUCUCACAUAUUCAUAUUCUUACGUACAGCCCCAUUUCAGGAGAAUGUCCAGAGUUUAGUACAUGUCUGAAAACUGCAAUGCGGUAAAAUAUUUUGCAGGUCAAAUAUUUGGACUGUCUCCAUUUGUAGGACUCACUGUAGAAGAUUUUUCCAUGGAUGACAUUAGCCUUUGACACCUAAAAUCAGAUUGUGAUUGUCAAUAAAUGAACAAGAGAGGGAUUUUUUUCUAUAAAAGGGGAACACUAUCUAUUUACUGCCACACUGAGUCCAUAAGAACUUUUUACCUGUUUAAUUUGCCCCCUACUUUAGUUUGAAUUUUGUAGAGAAUUGAUUUUGCUGCAUUUGCACUUUCUAAAGAUUUUGUAAUGUGUCAUGGAUUUGUCAGACAAUAUUACAAACAACAUUCCCUUUACUACCGUGCACGUCAGCGAGAGAUGAGAAGCCAACCUGCCGCAGGCUGUCAUCUCUCGGCCUGCAUGCCUCUUGUAUGUUUGCACAUUUGCAGUGAAACUUGCUGAAAUUAGUCUCUUUAGAUGUCUUAAAUUGCUGUACACACUUUGUAUUUAAUCAGAAUUUUGUAUGUUUUUUUACAAUGUUACGUUUCUUUUUUAUUCUUGAAACAACAUUAGACCCUCUCACCUCAUUUGUGAUAGUUUGCAUGAGCAACUACAUUGUUUCUAAACAGCACAUGAACAAAUUGAACUGCCAUUUAAUAGUACUUUUGCAUGCAGUGCUUUAACAGACAUGUAUUGAAUAAUACCUGAACUGAAGAAAUCAUUCAUUUCUCAGCCUCUAAGAUGGAUCUGUCACAUACAGACAUGUUCUACUAUGACAGGCUCAAAUGAGCUUAUGGAAGGUUACUGUAAUUUUAAUGUGCUGGUUAUUUAUGUUGAUACAUACAAUACACUCUGUUUCCUAUUAGGUCAAAGGGUUCUAUUUUGUAAUGAUACAGAAAAUUGACGCCACUCUGAAUCACACUGCUAAAUCGUCAUUUUCUAAAAUUCAUUGAGGGGAAACCUUUACCUUUGAUACUGGGAGUGUAGUUUGAGCUCAUAGCAGUGAUUGUUUUGAUAUUCAAUAAAGUAAUCAAGUUGUUUUUGUGUUUACUUUCAGACGACAAUGUUACACAUCAGCUCUCGGUGUAAUUCAUGUGAUCUAUGGGGCUAAAUAUUAUUUUACUUGUCCUCAGCUUUGAAUUGAAUGUUCAGAUGUGACAGUAAAUUACUUGAUAUAACAUUCCAGACAUAUCAAAAUAAAAGGAGUUGAUAA